Molecule: messenger RNA, 2660 nt
Organism: Herpailurus yagouaroundi (jaguarundi)
Lineage: Eukaryota; Metazoa; Chordata; Mammalia; Carnivora; Felidae
Gene: SYT16
Product: synaptotagmin 16
Exons: 6
Coding region: 139-2076 (645 amino acids)
Molecular function (GO): phospholipid binding
Source: RefSeq, a predicted model, not a curated record
AGUUUUGAGAGUGAACUAUUCACAGCCAUUAAGAGAUCUCCAAUUUAAUUUGUCAUCAUGCUUAUUCUGUAGUUCACAUUAAGUCCAGAGUACUGAAAGAACUGAACAAGUGGACUUGUAGACAUCAGAUAGCUGGCCAUGGUGUUGGCCAUGGCGUCCCAGGAUGGUCAGAACUUCUUCCAGCCUCUCUCUUCCUGGAUAUCUCGGGUUUAUGGAGCUCUCCAGCAAGCAGGAGAUAUGUUAUCUGCUUUGCUGGUUAACUUAAAUAAGCAAGACUCUAAAUUAAGUGAAAAGCUAGACCAGGACUUAGAUGAUAUUCAGAUUCAGGAAGCUUACUUUGAAGACGAAGAACAAGGCGAUGAUUGGCGUCAAGAGGAUGAAAAUCCCUUGUUUCUUGAAGUGGAUCAUUUCUCCUGUUGUAAUAGUGAUUUGCAGGACUCUGCUCAAAGUUCAAGCCCCAGAAUUAGCCAACCUGAAAAGGACUCCUGUUCCAUAAUGUCCCAGUGGCCCAGUCAGACCCUUGAUGACCAAAAGCCACCACAUAUGCUCUCUUCUAUUGCUGAGGAACAACGUCACCUUGAAAAGCAAAGAAGUGGUCUUCAGCACAGCUUUGACAGCCAGCUCUCUGGUAUUUUAGAAAAUGUUAAUGGAAAAAUGCAAGUUAACAGCUUUGGAGAUGAUGAAGAGCCAUGCACAUCUUCUGACAGUGAUGAGGAGGUGAUCAAACAAUUUGAGAUUUCUGUGUCCCGGUCCCAGAGUUUUCGUUCAGAAGCAUCUAAGAAAGGCACACAGGUGGGAUUGGAGCAGAAAUCAAAAUUCAGCCACCUGCUCUCUACCCAUGAAGAGGAUAACACAGAAGUGUCUGCCUGUGAAGGUUUGGAUGGAGCCAGCCAACCAAACUAUUCUGAGACUCUGUCUUAUGGUGAAGAUGAUCCCAUCUCUGCCCAUUCACAGUCCCCAUGUGAGGUGGGAAACACCAGGCACCAGGGUGCAUCUCCCCAAGAGACCAGUGUGCCUCGCAGCCUUAGUCGCCAGUCCACAGAAGGCAGCUUGGAAUUGGAGACAGCUUUUAAUAACCGGGGAUUUGAAGACUCCUAUGCUACUGACAGCAGCUCCAUGUGGAGUCCAGAGGAACAGGAUGGGGCCAAUUUUCAGGUGCCGACUGGGGCCCUGGAGCCCAUCUCAAAAUGUGGUGACUUGGAUGUCAUCUUUGAAUAUAAAGGUUCCAGCCAGAAGCUCACAGUGACCAUUGUGAGAGCGCAGGGCCUCCCAGAUAAGGACCGAAGUGGUGUCAACUCCUGGCAAGUUCACGUAGUUCUGCUGCCCAGUAAGAAACAGAGGGGAAGGACAAGCAUACAGAGAGGCCCCAACCCUGUUUUUAAGGAGAAGGUCACCUUCACCAAGCUGGAGCCCAGAGAUGUGGCUGCCUGUGCUAUCCGCUUCCGCCUGUAUGCUGCCCGCAAGAUGACCCGUGAGAGAAUGAUGGGAGAGAAGCUGUUCCAUCUCAGCCACCUGAACCCAGAAGGGGAAAUGAAAGUGACUCUGGUUCUGGAGCCAAGAAGCAAUAUCAGUAGUGGAGAGUCUCCGCUCAGCCCAUCUGCAGUUUCUCACAGUGAUAGUGCUUCAUCCACGCAGUCGCUGUCUCAUGGAGGGGCGCCAGAGCUGUUGGUGGGGCUGUCCUACAAUGCCACAACGGGGCGAUUAUCUGUGCAAAUGAUCAAAGGCAGCCAUUUCCGAAACCUCGCUGUUAAUAGAGCGCCUGAUACAUACGGGAAGCUCUUUCUUCUCAAUUCUGUGGGUCAAGAGAUGUCCCGCUGUAAGACAUCCAUUCGACGUGGUCAGCCCAAUCCUGUCUAUAAGGAGACCUUUGUUUUCCAGGUGGCCCUCUUUCAGCUCUCUGAUGUCACGUUGAUGAUUUCCAUUUAUAACAGGCGCACUAUGAAGCGUAAAGAGAUGAUCGGUUGGAUUGCUCUGGGCCAAAAUAGUAGUGGAGAAGAGGAACAAGACCAUUGGGAGGAAAUGAAGGAAACAAAAGGUCAGCAGAUCUGCAGAUGGCACACCUUGCUCGAAUCCUAGUUCUGCCAACAGGGAUUUGUGUGCUACGUAUGGCCCGGUGACCCGCAUUUUAGCCACUCAUACCAACUCCGCAUAUGCUGGUGGGCUUUUUAAAGACAGGCUUACAAAUAGGGAUUAGGGUCUUCUAACCUCUGGGACAUUCUGGGCAGGGUCUUUGGGUCUCUCGAAGGUUUGAUUUGAAUUUAAAUAUUGUAAUUAAAACAAAAAACCACAUACACAUGGUCAAGUGUACUUGAUGGAAAAUUAACCAUAGUUGAGAACAGUGAUGAGUCAAUUUGUGUUCAUAGGUUAGUGUAUCUGGGUUCAGCCUAUGGAAUAAAGCUUUUCUUGCUGUCUCUGUUUGCUUGAAGAAUAACCUGAGAUUUCAGGGGAGCUGUUAAAUCUUACUAUUUGUACCCAGGUAUGUGUAUGAACCAGAAUUUUGUUAAUAUGGUGCCAAAACCCCCCAAAUACAGAAACGAAUCAGAUACUGAGGCUCAUAAAAGAAUGUAACUGUCAUCUAUCAUUCCCUAUUUCACAUUUUUGUCUUUAUGAAAACACCCCUCAUUUAUUUACCUAAUAAAUGUUAUAAACGUGUACUUAUA